Molecule: messenger RNA, 1128 nt
Organism: Acanthamoeba castellanii str. Neff
Lineage: Eukaryota; Discosea; Longamoebia; Acanthamoebidae
Product: RNA recognition motif domain containing protein
Exons: 6
Biological process (GO): mRNA splicing, via spliceosome
Cellular component (GO): U2 snRNP; U2-type spliceosomal complex
Molecular function (GO): RNA binding
Source: RefSeq, a predicted model, not a curated record
GGAGGGAGGAGGUCAAGGAAGCAGCGGCACGCCCGCACCGAGCACCGGUGGCGACGGCCUGCAGCAACACGAGCAGCAGUUCGCAGGGGCGGGGGGCACCUACGAUCCCAGCAAUCCCUACCUCUACACAGACGAAGCAGGCUACAAGUGGCAAUGGGACCUCACCACCCAAGCCUGGCUCCUCAAGCGGGGCAGGAACAACAGCCGGCGCUCGAGCAGCAGGUCUGGUUGGGCGACGACGACAUCCCGCCGAUCCCCGCCGACAUGCCCACCUCCUCGACCACCGCCACCGCCCCUGCCGCCGGCGCCGGGCGCGGCAAGAAGCGAAAGGGCAAGGGCGGCCAACCGCCCAAGCCCGGCAAGACGACGACGGUCUACGUGAGCGGGCUGCCGCUGGACAUGACCAAGGAGGAGCUGCUCCCGUUCAUGGCCAAGUGCGGCAUCGUGCGGAAGGACCCCGACUCGGGCGAGUACAAGGUCAAGCUCUACGAGGACGAGCAGGGCCGGCUCAAGGGCGACGCCCUCGUGGUCUACUUCAAGCGCGAGUCGGUCGACCUCGCCCUGCAGCUCCUCGACGAAAGCGAGAUCAGGCCCGGCUGCGUCGUUCGUGUCACCGAGGCCAAGUUCGAGAACAAGCCCGACAGUGAGCAGGCCAAGCCCAAGGCCAAGAAGCCGGUGGGUAAGAAGAAGCAGAAGAAGAAGGUGCGCAUCAACCAGGAGGAGGAGCUCUCGUGGGUCGAGUGGGAGACGCGAAGGCACGUCAUCAUCAAGAACAUGUUCUCGCCCGAGGAGGCCAUCGGCGACGAUGAGUUCUAUCCGGAUCUCAAGAACGACGUGCGAGAAGAGGUCGAGAAGUUUGGCGAGGUCGAAGUGCUUACCGUCUUCGAGCGCAACCCGGAGGGAGUUGUGGCCAUCAAGUUCGUUGAACCGGAGGCGGCCGUCAAGUGUCUGGAGGUGAUGAACGGGCGGUUCUUUGCGAAGCGGCAGCUGGUGGCCGAGUGGUACGACGGGGUGACCAACUACAAGGUCAAGGAGACCGAAGCCGACCAGAAGCACCGCCUCGACGCCUUUGGCGAUUGGCUCGAGAACCAGUCCUCCUCUGAAGACGAAGACGACGAAGACGCCUGA